Molecule: messenger RNA, 759 nt
Organism: Solanum verrucosum
Lineage: Eukaryota; Viridiplantae; Streptophyta; Magnoliopsida; Solanales; Solanaceae
Product: adenylate isopentenyltransferase 5, chloroplastic-like
Exons: 5
Coding region: 1-759 (252 amino acids)
Biological process (GO): tRNA modification; cytokinin biosynthetic process
Cellular component (GO): mitochondrion
Molecular function (GO): tRNA dimethylallyltransferase activity
Source: RefSeq, a predicted model, not a curated record
AUGGGAACAACAGGAACGGAAAAAUCUCCUGUCUCUGUUGACUUUGCCACCCAUUUUCGAGGAGAAAUAAUCAACUCGGACCAUAUGCAAGUUUAUAAAGGACUUGAAAUAGUGAACAACAAGAUCACAUACGCUGAGAAACAAGGUGUACGACACUAUUUGCUAGGUGAAAUUGAGCUAGAUUACAACUUCACGGCCGAAGAUUUUUGUCUGAACUUCAUUGAAUACAUAAUUUUUUUUUGGAAGACUCAAUGUGUUCCAAUUAUUAUUGGUGGGUCAAAUUCGUUUAUUGAAAAACUUGUGGAAGACCCUGUAUUCAUGUUCAAACAUAAGUAUGACAGUUGCUUUAUUUGGAUUGAUGUAGAGCAAUCAGUCUUGAACCGUAGAAUUGACACGAGGGUUGAUGAAAUGGUCAAUGCAGGGCUAGUGGAUGAGGUGCGGCAAUUUUACAUUCCAGAUGCAGAUUAUACCAAAGGAAUCCGACGGUCCAUUGGUGUCCCUAAAAUGGCCAAAUAUUUAAGGGAAGUAAAAAAUAUAGACGGAGAUGAUGAAACAAAGAAGAUGAUUAUUCAAUCUUCAAUUUCAAGUAUCAAGCGUAAUACUCAGCAAUCAGUCUUGAACCGUAGAGUUGACACGUGGGUUGAUGAAAUGGUCAAUGGAGGGCUGGUGGAUGAGGUGCGCCAAUUUUACAUUCCAGAUGCAGAUUACACCAAAGGAAUCCAACGGUCCAUUGGUUUCCCUGAAAUGGCCAAAUUUUAA